UCUAAAAUUAGAGAUACACGGUUCUUUUCAGCACCGCAAUACUCCUACUUCACUCUAACCCCAGCCAAUCGGCAGGUCCCAACUCUGGUUCCAAACAAAACGCUUCACUCGAGCCAAGCUGCCACAUUGCUUGCAUCCACGCCAUCAUAAAGACACACGUUCUUCGAUCUGAUCCAUGUCGAACCGACACUCGCAAUACAACUCGCCCGAGUUCAAUUCCGGGUACUUCAACCCGUACGAGGCACGCUCGUCGCCCGCCAGCGGCCAUGGUCCCAAAGUGGAGUUCAACCCCUCGGCGCCAUCGUACCAGAUGCUAGAUCAGGUGUCCAAAAACUCGGCGUACAGCAUGAAAAUAGUGGUGGUGGGCGACGGCGGCUGUGGCAAGACGUGCAUGCUUGUCAGCUACGCGCAGCAGAAGUUCCCGGAGAUCUACGUGCCGACCAUCUUCGAAAACUACGUUUCCACGGUGCGCUCGCCCGGCGGCAAACGCAUUGAUUUGGCGCUCUGGGACACCGCCGGCCAGGAGGAGUACGACCGUCUCCGGCCGUUGUCGUACCCGGACACGGACCUCAUUCUCAUUUGUUUUUCGGUAGACAACUUGGUCUCGUUGCAGAACGUCAAGGAUACGUGGUACCCCGAGGUCAACCACUUCUGCCCCGGCAUCCCCGUGAUCUUGGUAGGCACAAAGAGCGACUUGGCGCUGACGAUUGACGACGCGUUGCCCAUGCAGAUCGCGCAGGAAAUCAACGCCGUGGCGUACAUCCAGUGCUCGGCGAAGACCAUGACCAACGUGAAGGAGGUGUUUGACUACGCGUUGUCGAGAUUCCAGAAGGACUGCGAGAUGGCCGAGCAGGUGGACAGGCUGCGCAAGCGUCUCUCGAUUCUCCGCGGCGUGCCGGGGCACACGCGCAACAACAGCUCUGCGAGUUACAAGAAAGGCCAUUUCAAAAACGCGUCCGUGAACUCGAGCGUGUUGCUCGACGCGCCGUUGACCGAGGAGCCCUACGACUCCAACCCGUAUGCGGCCUCGCCGUACCAGCAGAAAUACAACGAGGAGGAGUUUGCGUUCACGCGGAAGAAGAAGUCGAGAAAGUGCGCGAUUCUCUAGUUGGAUGGGGCAAAGCCGAGGAACCGUUGGGGCCAUUAGUGUAUGAUAGAGCCUGGUGGGCCGCGGCAUUGGGGCGGUGCCGCGUCUGCACGGACGAGAAUGUGUAUAUUAUUAUGUUUGUAUCUAUAAGAUUCUACUGGUUACCGGGAGGUGGUGCUGAAGCACGAAGUCUUGGUGCGUGGGGAACGGUGCGGGUAGGGUUUAUGGUUGAAAUAAUAAGGGGACAAUAAGAUGUUGAUAGAGUGCUGAGUAUCAAUACAUAUGGAAUGGCAUGCAGUAAAGCUUUGAUAUUGAAGGUGUGGAGGACCGGACGCUUAUUGUCUGGGGGAAACAUUAAUCUGGUGCCAUAGAAGUCAAUGGUCAGGGUAGAUCUAACCACGAUCUGAUACUUAGGUGAGCUACACAUAUAAAAAUAUAGAAGUAGGGAAGUAUGAGAAGGUGAUCUGAACGGAGCCCGAGUGAGUAUGAAGAGAGAAAUAAAGUGGAG
Metschnikowia bicuspidata var. bicuspidata NRRL YB-4993 is the source of this 1595-nucleotide messenger RNA. RefSeq names its product Rho family GTPase (gene CRL1). The transcript has a single exon. Gene Ontology annotation, molecular function: GTP binding; GTPase activity. NCBI's taxonomy places the organism in Eukaryota, Fungi, Ascomycota, Pichiomycetes, Serinales, Metschnikowiaceae. Gene Ontology annotation, biological process: small GTPase-mediated signal transduction. The record is from RefSeq and is a predicted model, not a curated record. The coding region runs from base 176 to 1108 and encodes 310 amino acids.